AGUUCAAAUCUGUGGCGGUUCUCAUAUCUCCAAAACUACUUGACACACUAUUCUGAAGGAGUAAACCGAACGGUUUAACUCCUAACCGAUGAAAAAUUGAUGGCCCGCAGUGAAAUUCUACAAGACUUUGUGAUAAUGGAGCGUGAAACCCACAGCGAUCAUGAUCAUCACAUCUGCCACAUCAUCGACAUUCACAACGAUGACGAUUUCUCAUCAAGUUCGUCUCUUUCUACGGAUACGGAAACAUCAGACAGUGGCAGGUUGAGUGUAGGAGGGGCAACUGCCCACCAUGAAUUUUAUCCGCCGUUGACAUCAGAUGAAGGCUCAAGUCCAUGUACGAUUGGGUGGAAUUCAAUGGAGUUUGUAUUCACUUCUGUCCAGAUUGUUGCAGCGUUAGUAGUCUGGACUCUAUCAAAAGACGAACAUCCACAAGCACUAUUGUUAGCAUGGCUCAUCGGUUACACUUGUGGCUGUAUUACCGGUACGCUUCUUCUAUCUUGGCGCAAAUAUAGCAAAGUUGGGGAAUAUCCAGGGACAAGAUUGGAUAGAGUAAUGAAGGAGUUGAAGAUUGGGCUUGAAUGUUUCUUUGUUUUGUGGCUAAUUGGGGGAAUUUUGUGGAUUUGUUUUGGUCAAUCAUCUCUGUCUGAUGCUCCUAAUCUCUAUAGGUUAUGUAUAACUUUCAUUGCUCUCAGCUGCAUUAGGUUUUCUGUUGCAUUACUUCGAUUAUGCGCAGAUUCUGAAGGGGAAGGUCAAGAAGGUGGAUUUGUAUUUCAGGGACCGAUUAAUGAUGAUUCUUGUUGCAUUUGCUUGGAGAAAUUUGGAGAGAGAAAGAGAGCCAUAAGAAAACUUGAAUGCUCCCACAUGUUCCAUUUAGAUUGUAUAGAAUCAUGGCUGAAAGUGAAAGGCACAUGCCCUCUCUGUCAAUCAUCGGUCGUGUGAUGAUGAGAAACAUGGUAGGAUCUGAAAUUUUUGAAAGUUGCACACAUUUUUUAAAACACCUAAUAAAAAAUAUCAUAGUUUGAAACC
This is a messenger RNA of Raphanus sativus (radish), 1026 nucleotides long. RefSeq names its product E3 ubiquitin-protein ligase At1g63170. The record is from RefSeq and is a predicted model, not a curated record. The coding region runs from base 100 to 939 and encodes 279 amino acids. NCBI's taxonomy places the organism in Eukaryota, Viridiplantae, Streptophyta, Magnoliopsida, Brassicales, Brassicaceae. The transcript has 8 exons.